Nicotiana attenuata is the source of this 2560-nucleotide messenger RNA. Its product is annotated as beta-D-xylosidase 1-like. Gene Ontology annotation, biological process: arabinan catabolic process; xylan catabolic process. The record is from RefSeq and is a predicted model, not a curated record. Gene Ontology annotation, cellular component: plant-type cell wall. Gene Ontology annotation, molecular function: alpha-L-arabinofuranosidase activity; xylan 1,4-beta-xylosidase activity. NCBI's taxonomy places the organism in Eukaryota, Viridiplantae, Streptophyta, Magnoliopsida, Solanales, Solanaceae.
UCAAUAUUGUCCUUGUCAUCCAUGCCUUUGCAUUCCGGCGAUUCGCGGCCACCGUUUGCAUGCGACCCCGCCAAUGCGGGGACGCGAAACCUGCCAUUCUGCAAGGCGUCUCUGCCAAUACACGUGCGUGUCCAGGACUUAAUCAAACGAUUAACGUUGCAGGAGAAGAUCAGGUUGCUGGUGAACAAUGCUGCACCGGUGGAGAGGCUGGGUGUUAAUGGCUAUGAGUGGUGGUCCGAGGCACUUCACGGCGUCUCCAGCACCGGCCCGGGCGUUAAGUUCGGUGGUGCCUUCCCUGGCGCCACCAGCUUCCCUCAAGUCAUCACUACUGCUGCUUCUUUUAACGCCUCCUUGUGGGAACAAAUUGGCCAGGUGGUCUCUGAUGAAGGAAGAGCAAUGUAUAAUGGAGGAGCAGCAGGACUAACGUUUUGGAGUCCAAAUGUGAACAUAUUAAGAGAUCCCAGGUGGGGAAGGUGUCAGGAAACACCAGGGGAGGAUCCUCAUUUGGUUGCACAAUAUGCCAUCAGCUACGUGAAAGGACUCCAAGGCGGCGGCGGCCGUGGCACUAGCCGACUCAAGGUCGCCGCUUGCUGUAAGCAUUACACUGCCUACGAUCUUGAUGAUUGGAAUGGGGUUGAUCGUUACCACUUCAAUGCUAAGGUAAGCAGGCAGGAUUUAGAGGACACAUACAAUGUGCCAUUCAAGGCAUGUGUGGUUGAAGGGAAUGUAGCGAGUGUUAUGUGCUCUUACAAUCAGAUCAAUGGAAAGCCAUCUUGUGCUGAUCCUACACUCCUCCGUGACACCAUUCGUGCCCAAUGGCGCCUUAAUGGAUACAUCGUAUCAGAUUGUGAUUCUGUUGGAGUUUUAUUCGAGCAACAACACUACACUCGUUUUCCUGAAGAUGCUGCAGCUGCCACUAUCAAAGCUGGCUUGGACUUGGACUGUGGGCCUUUCCUUGCGAUCCACACAGAGAAGGCCGUUCGUACAGGAAAAGUUUCAGAAAUGGAAGUUAACUAUGCUUUAGCAAAUACAAUUACGGUCCAGAUGCGUUUGGGCAUGUUCGAUGGGCCAAAUGGGCCUUAUGCAAAUUUGGGCCCGAGAGAUGUGUGUACUCCGGCCCAUCAACAAUUGGCCCUUCAAGCAGCUCGUGAAGGCAUCGUUCUUCUCAAAAACAUUGGGCGGGCUCUACCAUUGUCCCCACAACGCCACCGGACCGUUGCUGUUAUUGGACCCAAUUCAGAUGCUACUGUUACCAUGAUUGGCAAUUAUGCUGGUGUUCCAUGUGGUUAUAUUUCUCCAUUACAAGGAAUAGCAAGAUAUGCAAGGACAGUUCACCAGCAUGGAUGCAUGGGGGUGGCUUGUCCAGGGAACCAACAAUUUGGAGUAGCGGAAGUGGCAGCGAGGCAUGCCGACGCCACUGUCUUGGUGAUGGGGCUCGAUCAAUCCAUCGAAGCCGAGGCUAGGGACCGAGUUAGCCUUCUUCUGCCAGGAUACCAACAGGAGCUCAUUUCUAGGGUAGCAAUGGCUUCUAGAGGCCCCGUCGUGUUGGUUUUAAUGUCCGGUGGCCCCAUCGAUGUUACAUUCGCCAAAAAUGAUCCUCGUGUUUCGGCUAUACUGUGGGUUGGCUAUCCCGGCCAAGCUGGUGGAGCUGCCAUUGCUGAUGUUCUGUUUGGAGCAGCCAACCCAGGAGGGAAGCUUCCAAUGACAUGGUAUCCACAAGAUUAUGUAGCUAAAGUAGCCAUGACAAACAUGGACAUGAGAGCCGAUCCAGCAAGAGGCUAUCCAGGUAGAACCUACAGAUUCUACAAAGGCCCUGUAGUUUUCCCAUUUGGGGCUGGCUUUAGCUACACAAGAUUCAGCCAGAGCAUAGUCUCCGCCCCAGCCAUUGUUUCAGUGCCAACUCUAAUUCAUUCUCUUGAUGGAAACAGCACGAGGAAGAAAUUAGCAGUGAGAACAACACAUACCAACUGUGACUCCCUCAACUUAAACUUGCACAUUAAUGUGAAAAAUACAGGGGACAUGGACGGGACACACACGCUCCUCAUUUUCUCAACCCCACCUCCAGCAAACGCUACCAAACAACUUGUCGCGUUUGAGAAAGUUCAUGUCCCGGCUGGAGCUCAACAUAGAGUCAACAUCAACAUCAAUGCCUGCAAACACUUGACCGUAGCUGAUCAAUUUGGAAUUCGAAGAAUUUUCAUGGGUGAACACAAAAUCCAUGUCGGUGAGGACAUCAACCAUUCCAUCACAUUCCAUGCUUCUUUGGAACAGAUCAAAGUCUAAUAUUACUUUUAAAGACUAGAUCAUAGUGUUUUCGUUUCUAUUCUUACAAUACUUCUUAUUUCUUUCUCUCGAAAAAGACAACAAUAGCAAAAGCAUUGUUGAUUGUGAAGACGGAAGAGUUAAGAACAAUAAUAGAGAUUUAUGGGGUAUUAAGUGUUUAAGACCGAAAGUUAGAGCAAAUGUAUCAAUUGGGUUAAAAAAAGAAAAAGAAGAUGAACCUUACAUGUCACAUGGAAUUUCAAAGUUAAGUACUAUAUUAAAGGAUUACUGUGACCUA